This is a messenger RNA of Recurvomyces mirabilis, 780 nucleotides long. RefSeq lists its product as uncharacterized. The record is from RefSeq and is a predicted model, not a curated record. The transcript has 2 exons. The coding region runs from base 1 to 780 and encodes 259 amino acids. Lineage: Eukaryota; Fungi; Ascomycota; Dothideomycetes; Mycosphaerellales; Teratosphaeriaceae.
AUGGCGCAAGUCCUUCGAGCGCUCCGCAAGGCAUUCAAACGGAAGAAGGCACCACCUCUCGCCUGCCAUCUAUCUCUCGACCAAGACGACGAGCAUAUCCACACCGCUGCUUGCUUCCUUGAUGUCCAGCCUCUAGCACUAGUAGAGCUCUUUCAGUCUCAAAGCUGCCAGUCCUGCCCGCCUGCCAUUCCAGGCAUUCUCGAAUCGACACAACAUCCGAAUCUGCAGCAUGUCACGUACGACGUCACCUACUUCGACCAUACCGGCUGGAAAGACACGCACUCCAACCCGCGCUGGGAUCAGCGGCAGAAGAAUUAUGUCAGGAAGUGGGGCCGCAGUACAUUGUACACUCCCAUGGUCGUCGUCAACGGUGUCGCCGAUGCGGGAUCCGGUGGCGGCACCAAGGCCGAGAUCGACGGUGUAGUCCAGCGCGCUCGCGAGAUGCAGCACCAGAUGGACUGGCACAUCUUUCUCGACACCAACGACACUCACGUCAAACUGGACACCGAUAAGUUGGAGAUUGAGCCGCAUGACGUGAAUGUCAUUGUGUACAGGGCCACCACUGAGGUUGUGAAGAUCGGCAAAGGGCCGAAUAAAGGCAAGAAAGUCCCACACAAGAAUGUCGUCGACCAGAUCGUCAACAUCGGUACCUGGAACGGAGGUGAUAAUCUGUAUGAGUUGCCCAUGACUCCAGCGCAGAUGGCGCCCGGUAUGGGUGCCGUGGCUGUCGUGCAAGGAGCCCAGGGCGGACCAAUUGUCGCGGUCGCAAAGAUUGUCUGA